UUUUUCCUUUUUUCUUUCUCGUCCACGUUAGAUUUUUUUUCUCUUAUCUCUCUCGUCCAUUUUCGUGAGCUGUCUUGGACGUAGCUUAUCGUAGCUAUUCUCGUGUCCCUCUCCCAGACUCCCACCACCACACAAACUGCCCUCGCGGCCUCGCCCGUCGCCCCUCUCGAUCACUUCUCUCCCGACACUCUCUCACUCCCGUGUCGUGUCUAGCGCCGACGGCGUUGCUACCGGAGCCGGCCAGCGGCCACGAUGCCUACAAUGCACGCGCUUCGCCUAUGCCCGCUGCUCUCCACCAUCCGAUCCACACCACCGCGGGCCACUGCCGCAGCCCGCCAGGGCGCGCUCUUCGUCGCCCGCUGCUCCUCCGCCGGGACGCCGUCAGCCGCCCAGGCGCUCAAGAUCAGUUCAAUCCCGACCAAGCCAGUUGAGGGGCAGAAGACUGGGACUAGUGGCCUGAGGAAAAAGGUGAAAGUAUUCCAGCAGGAGAACUACCUUGCUAAUUGGAUUCAGGCUCUAUUCAAUUCCUUGCCCCCUGAAGAUUAUGUGGGUGCAACCCUUGUACUUGGGGGUGAUGGCCGGUACUUUAACAAGGAGGCUGCUCAGAUCAUCAUUAAGAUUGCAGCUGGAAAUGGAGUUCAGAAGAUCAUAGUUGGCAGGAAUGGUCUACUGUCAACACCUGCUGUAUCUGCUGUAAUUCGUAAAAGAAAAGCCAAUGGCGGCUUUAUCAUGAGUGCAAGCCAUAAUCCAGGUGGACCAGACAAUGACUGGGGUAUUAAGUUUAACUACAGCAGUGGACAGCCAGCACCGGAGACGAUUACUGAUCAAAUUUAUGGAAACACACUAUCAAUUUCUGAAAUAAAAACAGCAGACAUUCCUGAUACUGAUUUGUCCUCUGUUGGAGUUGUAAGCUAUGGUGAUUUCGCCAUAGAAGUGAUAGAUCCUGUUUCAGAUUACCUUGAACUAAUGGAGAAUGUGUUUGACUUCCAACUUAUCAAGGAUUUGCUUUCUCGGCCUGAUUUCAGGUUCAUAUUUGAUGCAAUGCAUGCAAUUACUGGUGCGUAUGCCGGACCCAUUUUUGUUGAGAAACUUGGAGCUGAUCCGGACUGCAUAUUAAAUGGGGUGCCUCUUGAAGAUUUUGGAAAUGGCCAUCCAGAUCCAAAUCUAACUUACGCUAAGGAGCUUGUUUUUACUAUGUUUGGAACCCAUGCACCUGACUUUGGUGCAGCAAGUGAUGGUGAUGGUGAUCGGAACAUGAUUCUUGGGAAAAGGUUCUUUAUUACCCCAUCAGACUCUGUUGCAAUAAUUGCAGCCAAUGCACAGACAGCAAUUCCUUAUUUCCAGUUUGGUACAAAAGGACUCGCGAGAUCAAUGCCAACCAGUGGUGCUCUUGAUCGUGUUGCCGAGAAAUUGAAUGUUCCAUUCUUUGAGGUUCCAACAGGCUGGAAAUUUUUUGGCAACCUAAUGGAUGCAGGAAAAUUGUCUAUUUGUGGAGAGGAAAGUUUUGGGACUGGAUCUGAUCACAUCAGAGAGAAGGAUGGCAUCUGGGCUGUUCUGGCUUGGCUUUCCAUACUUGCACACCGGAACAAGGAUAAGAAGGUCGGAGAGAGAUUAGUGUCAGUUGAAGAUAUUGCUAUGGAGCACUGGAAAACCUAUGGCAGGAAUUUCUUUUCUAGAUACGAUUAUGAGGCGUGUGAAUCACACAGUGCAAACCAGAUGAUGGAUCACCUUAGAGAUGUUAUGGCAAAUAGCAAGCCUGGAGAGAAAUACGGAAAUUACACCCUCCAAUUUGCUGAUGAUUUCAGCUAUACUGAUCCUGUAGACGGUAGUACGGUAUCAAAACAAGGACUUCGAUUUGUUUUCACUGAUGGAUCUAGGAUUAUCUUCCGGCUUUCGGGAACCGGAUCUGCUGGAGCUACUAUCCGCCUCUACAUAGAACAAUUUGAAUCUGAUAUCUCGAAGCAUAGUCUCGAUGCUCAAACAGCUUUGAAGCCUUUAAUAGACCUGGCUUUGUCUGUUUCGAAGCUCAAGGACUUCACAGGAAGAGAGAAACCUACUGUCAUAACAUAGGCCCUGUUUGUUUCGGCUUUUGGCAGCUUCUGGCCACCAAAAGCUACUGCGUACUGUCAAACGCUCAGCUUUUCAGCCAGCUUCUAUAAAAUUCGUUGGGGGCAAAAACCAUCUAAAAUCAAAUAAACACAUAAUCGGUUGAGUCGUUGUAAUAGUAGGAAUUCAUCACUUUCUAGAUCCUGAGCCUUAUGAACAACUUUAUCUUCCUACACACAUAAUCGUAAUGAUACUCAGAUUCUCCCACAGCCAGAUUCUCCCCACAGCCAGAUUUUCAGAAAAGUUGGUCAGAAAAAAGCUGAACCAAACAGCCCCAUAAUAUUUAGAUGUUGUUGUCCUCGGCCAUACCAACUGAGCAGCAUGGGCCAAGAAUUGAACUGAUGGAAAAUAUGUAUCAUUAGGACAAAUUCCGCCAGAAUAAGUUGUUCCUCGGAAGUGUUUUGAGCACCUCCAGCAUCUUCCAAAUAUAUCUCCAAUAAGAUAUUAGUGGGAUAACAUAUGGCAGAUGUUAUCAAAUAAUGUAAAUAUAGAUCGAACACGAGACAUGUUUUACGUGGAGAACUCUUGUAUGAAAAAAAAAUCAUGGAUGCUAACUCGUGAUUUUCAUUGUAUUCA
Molecule: messenger RNA, 2682 nt
Organism: Zea mays
Lineage: Eukaryota; Viridiplantae; Streptophyta; Magnoliopsida; Poales; Poaceae
Product: phosphoglucomutase, chloroplastic
Exons: 22
Coding region: 253-2070 (605 amino acids)
Biological process (GO): carbohydrate metabolic process
Cellular component (GO): cytosol
Molecular function (GO): magnesium ion binding; phosphoglucomutase activity
Source: RefSeq, a predicted model, not a curated record